UUCCUAUAUAUAGAGAAAAUAGAUUAUUUUCGUCCCUAGAAAAUGAACGUUUGUAAACAAGCUGUUUACGCGGCCACACGGGCCACGUGCGAGCGCGAGGCGAAAGACGCGGAUUGACGGAACGAGAGAACGAACAAAACGCGAAUAUGGGCCGCAAGAUACCGGGGAAGAAGCAUCGGGGUGUCAAGGAUCCCGAGAAGCAGCGCGCUAAGCGCAUGGCGGAGUUAGAAUUGUGCACAAAUACGGCGCCGAAAAACGUGGACGAGCAGGCGAUCCCGAAGAGCCUGGAGCGCGUGAUUAAAUUGAAGGAAGCUGCGAAGACCAGCGGCAACAUCUCGAAGAGGAAACGAAAGAAAAAGAAUGCGCUUAUCUGUGUGGGGCUGCAGCAUCAUAAACCAAAUCCAAAAGGAAAGCCAGAGAAAGUUACACCAGUAUUUCAACAGCGACCAGGCGAGUCCGGUAGGCAAUUCAUGCACAGGGUGUCCAAAGAAACGCAUGAUUUUCUCAAGGAAAUAGCAUUUGAGAAGAAGUAUGGUGUCCAGAUUGAACGGGAUUCGAAUACUGGCGAAAUUCAAGGUUUAACAAAAUGCAAACGUGAAAAGGAUGAUGUAGAAGCGUUACAAGCGAAGCAUAAGAAUAUUACCAGGAAAAAGAAGGUAGCUGAGCCUUCAGCUACCUUAACAAAAAGCGAUAAGCGGAAACUGAAGCUGCGUAUGAAGAAAGAAAAGGAACUGGAAAAUCGUGAUGAGUUUGAGAGGCUGCAAGACAAGGUUAUUUUUGGCGAAGUUGCCCACGAACCACCCAGAUUAAAAAUCAAGUCCAAAAAAAUGGAUGAGAAUAGAAAGCCGAAGAAUUUAUUGUUGAGUUCGUUAUUGGAAAGUCCUAAAGAGGUUUCUUCUGCUCCUAAAGUGAUUAAUCGUUCUGGAAAGAGGAAACAUUUACCUGAAACAGAAAGAAGAAGACUAGAGAAGAAACAGAGUGAACUAUUGCAGCCUACAGACAAUUGA
This is a messenger RNA of Temnothorax curvispinosus, 1007 nucleotides long. RefSeq names its product coiled-coil domain-containing protein 137. The record is from RefSeq and is a predicted model, not a curated record. NCBI's taxonomy places the organism in Eukaryota, Metazoa, Arthropoda, Insecta, Hymenoptera, Formicidae.